AUGAUUUUAAUGACAAAAGAUUUAAGCAAUUCAUCUCUCUUACAUUGUCGUUUAUUGGAAACAUCACUUGGUUGUUCAAUAACAAUUGAAUAUGAAAAAAUUGAAUGGCAAGAAGAUAUACAAUGUAUUAUUCGAUUUCAUGGACGACAUUGUUUAUCACCUAUAUUUCCUAUUGAAAUAACACGAGAUGAUCGAAUACAAAUGAAUUUUGUAUAUAAAGAUGUUGGCGAAAUUAUAGCAAUUGAAAUUGAAUUAUUAUCGAAUAAAGAUGUAGGAUUAUAUAUUAAAUGGAUAGAAAUUAGUAUUCCAAGAAAAUCAUAUUUACAAAGAUUUGAUGUACAACGUUGGCUUCAUUCGAAUAUGGGUGAUGGACGAACACGAUUAAUUUUAACUCCAAAUCAACUACCAGGUUAUGUACCUAAAAAAAUGAUUGAAAAUAUUGAACCACCAAAACGAGAUAAUGUCAAAUAUAUGUUACUUAUUGAAAUUUCACAAGCAAAAGGAAAUGUUGAUGGAUCAAUGUUAUCUAUCGAUCUUAUCGGAAGAUAUGGUCGAACAUCAGCACAUCGAAUCAAUAUGAAAUAUAAUAAAAUAAUACCAUUAGAAAUUCGUACUCGACCAAAUAAUUUCGAUUUAACUAUGCUCGAUGUUGGUCUAUUACAUGAAUAUCAACUAAAGCUUGAAAAUAAGCAAAAUGAUGGUGCUUAUUUUAUUUCAACAAUAUAUAUCUAUCUUAAUAUUCAACAAUGGAUUGAAAAUGGUCAAACAUUAAAUGGACAUAUUCGACUAUUAGAUAUGCCUAUAACAUCAACAUUAUUCAAUCAAGUUCAAUCAAAAUCAUCAUUUAUUUUAUGGAUAACUUCUUCUGAUUUAAUUACAAAAGAAAUAACAUUACCAAUUGAAUUUAAAUUUAAUUGUCAAAAUACUAUAACAAAUCCCAUAGAAGAAACAAUUACUAUUCGAGCUGAUUUUGUUUCAGUUUUAGCUCUGUCAACAGCUUGUACAAUGCCAUUAAAUUCUAUUACACUUGGAUAUAAUCGAAAAUUAAUCGAUUAUUGUAUAGGAAAAGAAAUUGUUAUUCUUAAUGUUUUUCAAGGUCAACAUUUAUAUUUUCAAUAUGAUAAUGAAUUACCAAAAUCAAUUAAUGAUAUGGAUUUUUAUUCAUUCAUACUUGAAAAAAAUGUUCUCUCAUCAAUAGCACAUCAUUCUAAACAUUAUAUCAUAUCAAUUUUAACAUCAGAAAAUAAUUUAUCAGAAAAACAUACAAUAAAAAUUGUUCUUCGUGGUGAACGAGGUUUAACAACAAUGCUUUCAUUACAUAAUUCAUCAUGGAAUACAAUACCAUUUAAACCAAAACAUAAAGAUAAAUUUUUAUUACUUGCAUCAGAUAUUGGAAAAAUAAUAGGUUUAACGAUGUUUCAUGCAAGUGAAGAAGCAAAAUUCAAUUUUGAUAUUAUUGAAAUAUUUGUACCAGAUACAAAAGCAUGUAUUCGAUUACAAGGAAAAUAUGAAAUAUACAAUGAAAUUAUUGAUUUUAAUUGUCAAGAAUCACAAAUUGUUUAUAUAGUUCAAAUUAAAUCAGGUUUUAGUACAUUAAAUGAAACAGCAGAUAUAAUUUUAACUCUUAUUGGUGAAGAAUCUUCUAUUGAAUGGAUGUUAUUAACAUGUGAUGAUGAUACGAAACCAUUUCGUACUGGACAACUUGAUACAUUUUAUAUUCCAACGAAAAGAUUAGGAAAAAUUCGUGCUGUGAAUAUUAGCUGUUCAAAUGUCAAUAGUAAUUGUAAAUGGUUUUGUGAAAUGAUCUAUGUUCAUGAUACGGUUUUUAAUAUCAAAUCUAAUUAUAUAAUCAAUCGUUGGUGUGGUGAUCAUCAUGAAUCAGAUUUUAUUAAUACAUUGAAUAUAACAAGUAAAACAACUUUAAUUCAACCAGCAUCAACUAAAUUACUAACAACAUUUCUAAUAACAAUAAAAACUGGUAUUCGAACAAUAACAAAUCCAAUGUUAACACCUUCAAUUUAUGUUUUUUUUGCUGGUCAAUUUGGAAGUUCACCUACUAUUCAUUUAAAUGAACUUACUGAUCGAAUAGAUUUAUUUCAAUCAUUAGAAAUUGAUGAAUUUACAUUUACAAUACCUGAUACAGGCAUGCCGGAUAUCAUGCGUAUUUGGAAUACAGAAGAUCUUGCUCCAUGGACAUGUGAAUAUAUUGAUAUUAAAAAUAUAAAUAAUUCAAAAACAGUUCAUUUUCCAAUGGGUGUUGAUCUACAAAAAAUUGAUUCAUUAUUUCCAUCAUAUAUUGAUCUUGAAGUUGAUAUUGGUCGUGUAACACUUUCAUUACCAGGACCACGUGAUGAUGCUGCAUAUCCAUCAUAUCAAUUAAUUAUUCGAACGAAUGAAGAAACAAAUAUUAAAGAUAGUCUUGUUAAUAUUCAAAUAAAAGGUGAUAAAAAUCAAUCAAAAUUAAUUUCAUUAAUUGAAAAUGAUAAUGAUUAUUCAUUUGAAGCUGAAAAAAUUUCAAAAUUUUUUCUCUAUGGUAUUUGUUCUCUAGGAGAAUUAAAAGAAAUUUCAAUUUAUUUUAAUGAAAAUCAUCAAAAUACAAAAUGGAUAUGUGAAUAUAUAAUUAUUUAUGAUUAUUUAAAUAAUCAAUAUUAUGGUACUAAAAUAAAUAAUAAUGUAACUUAUGGCAAAUAUAAAUUAGGCAUAAUUAAAAAUAUGGAUCCCAAUAUUUUAAAUCCAAUCUAUAGAAUAUUAUAUAGAACUCAAACAAAUGUAUUAACAAAUAUAACACGAAAUGCUGAAAUUUUAAUACGAUUAAUUGGUGAUGAAUCGACAUCAUUUUUUCCUCUUGAACAUCAUCGUCCAUUAAUAUUUGGAUCUAUUAAUGAAUCUUUCUAUCGAGGAAAUGAAUAUAUUAAUGGAUUAAAUAAAAUAGAUCUUCAAUUACUUGAUAAUGAUAAUACUCAAUGGGCUUGUGAAUCUAUUGAAAUUCAAAAUUUAUCAACCGAUGAUAUUGUUAUAUUUCCAAUAAAUGAUAUUAUUGAAGCAACAAUAAAAACAGAUAUAACAAAUAAAAAAAUAACAACAUGGAAAUCUGGUUUUAAAUCUGGUAUUGUUUAUUUUAUUCGAGUUCGAACAGGAUAUCAAGGUGCUUCAUUAAAUUUUCGUUUUGGUUCGGUAUAUUUAUUAUUAAAACUAUAUGGUGAUUCAGGUGUAUCAAAUGAAAUACCAUUACGUAUUCCAUUAGAACAAUUAUAUUAUCUUAAAUGUAAUCAAACAGAUACAUUUGAAAUAGGACAAAUGAUAUCUGUUGUUGGUCAAAUAACUUCAAUUGAUAUAUAUCAUAAUGGAAAAAAAGAAGAUUUUUGGCAUAUUAAUUGGAUUAAUAUAAUAGAUGUAACAACAAAUAAAUCAUUUCAUUUUACAAUUGAAAAAUAUUUAAAUAAAGACUUAGGAACGAAUUCAAAAGUUUUACAUAUUCCAGCAGAUGUAUCAAUAAGAAAAUCAGAAAAUGGAUUUGAUUCCAUUCCCAACUAUGCAAUACGUAUUAAAACUGGUACACAAACACCUUUACAUACGGAAGAAACUAAUGAAUUAUCUGCCGUAUCAAUAGUAUUAAUUGAUCCUGUGAAUGAUUCUGCUCGUAUACCAUUAAAACGAAUAAAUAAUUCCGUACGGUCAAUAUUUCAACCUGGUCAAGAAGAUCGAUUUGAUAUUAGUAUUACACCAAUGUUAGAAUUAAAAGUAUUACAAAUAUAUUUUAAUGGUACAUUCCCUUGGUUUUGUGAACGAAUAACUAUUACUGAUCAAAUUAGUGGUUUAUCCUAUCGAUUUGAUGUUGAACAAUGGUUUACAGAAAAUAUAUAUGAUAAUCCAGUGAAUAUUUUUGGACAACGUGAAGAUGAUAUUGGUUGGAUUUAUUCUGUGACAAUAAAAACUCAAGCUGUUCUACCAGUACAAACAAGUUUACGAGGAAAAAUUUUAUUAUCAAUUUUUGGUGAACAUUCUUCAUUAAAUGAUGCUAUAUUGGGUUCAGGACGAUUAAUGCAUGGAUUAUUUCAUGCUGGAGGAGAAGAUAUUAUUGAACUUAAAAGUAACAAACGACUCGGAGAAAUUAAUUCAAUUGAAUUACGUCUUGAAGUCGCUGAAUGGCAAUCAUGGUUAUGUGAUACGAUUGAAAUUAUUGAUUCAACUUCUGCUUGGGAUUUUUUAUCACGCACGAUGAUAACCAAAACUUAUAAAUUUCCAAUAAAUCGUUGGCUUGGUCCACAUGCUAUGGAUAAACGAACUGUUAUUCGUUCAUUAAUAAAUCAAGAACCUGGUUAUGCUAAAAUGCCAACAUAUAUAAUUCAGAUAUUAACUGGUACUAAAAAUAUGAAUAAUGAAUCUGAUAUUUCAAUUAAUGUUUAUUUACAAUUAUUUUGUACAAUAUCAAAUAAUGUCUAUGGACCUAUUCUAUUAGAUAAAUCAUCAAAUAAUACACAACCAUUUCGUAAAGGUCAAAUAGAUGAAUUUUAUAUAAAUGAUUUAUCUUAUUGUGGUGAAAUUAAAAAAAUUCGUCUAUGGCAUGACGGUGGUAAAACAAUCUCAUGGCAUUGUGAAUGGAUUAAAAUAACCAAUGUACAUAAGAAUGAAAUCUAUGAAUUUUCAGUUGAAAAAAUUUUAGAUGAAGACUUAGAAGAAGGUUCAAGUAAUUUAAUUUUAUAUAGUGAAAAAAAAGAUGAAAUGAAUGAAAGUGAACUUGCUACACCACAAUCAAUAAUUUCGUAA
Rotaria sp. Silwood1 is the source of this 4767-nucleotide messenger RNA. The record is from the annotation of a GenBank genome assembly. Lineage: Eukaryota; Metazoa; Rotifera; Eurotatoria; Philodinida; Philodinidae.